UGGUUAUGGAUACACGGCCUUUCCGCCAUUCACCGUGCACGGAGAGCAAAGGGAGCAGCUCCGCUUACCCCGACCGCGAUCUGUCGAGGCUCCGACCAUCUACUAAUAAAUUAUUUCUUAGAAGAAGAAGAGUGGCCGAAGAAAGCUUGAGCAAGUAUCGAAUGCGGCGGGGCCGAAAGGUUGCGACGAAAGAAAGAGGUCGCGUGGAUACAGCGGUGAUAAAGGGGAGUGAUUAGAGCGGGGAGUGGCUCGAUCAACACACGUAAUGCUUCGGAAAACCCUUGUUGCAUUGCUCGCCCUAGCAUUUGUUUGCCUUCUUAUCUCCAUAUCCCGCAGGAGGGUUCAGGAAGACGAGGAGGUGGAAAGAGUGCUUGAAAUAACUCAUAGGGUCUACUUGGAUGUUGAUAUUGAUGGACAACAUGCAGGUAGAAUCAUUAUUGGCUUAUAUGGAGAAGUGGUGCCUAAGACCGUUGAAAACUUCAGAUCACUUUGUACAGGUGAGAAGGGCAGGGGGGGCCAUGGAAAGGCUCUUCAUUACAAGGGAACACCUUUUCAUCGCAUAGUUUCUGGUUUUGUGAUUCAAGGUGGCGAUAUCACUUACGGUGAUGGUAGAGGCAGUGAAUCCAUAUAUGGUGGCACUUUUCCUGAUGAGAAUUUCAUCAUAAAGCACUCUCAUGCAGGUGUUGUAUCCAUGGUAAAUUCUGGGCCUGAUACCAAUGGAUCACAGUUUUUCAUAACAUCAGUGAAGGCUAGCUGGUUGGAUGGGGAGCAUGUGGCAUUUGGGAAGGUAUUACAGGGAAUGGACACAGUCUAUGCCAUAGAAGGUGGAGCAGGUACCUACAAUGGUAAACCAAGGAAGAAGGUGAUUAUUGUUGACUCAGGUGAGAUAUCCAGGGAACGAUGGGAAGAGGAGAGCUAGCUUAGGUUUGUUAAUAUUAAAAUUAUGAUUUUAUAAUUUUCCAACAAGGUUACAUAGAAAGCCCCAAUAUAAUUUCCCAUGCUCAUUCUGUAAAUGAAUGAGAGAUAGUGGCUGAGGUAGCUCUUGGCACCAUAAGAUCUUUAACCGUAAUACCCAAUCGUGAGAAGUUAGUUUAAAUCAUGAAUGGCUUGGAAUUUAGAUGAAUGGAACUUUUGGUUCUUAGAAUUGUUAGCAACUUGAUUAACACAUAGGCUUGUGUUCUUUUUGUCAUUCUUUAAAUGACUAAACCUUUAGCUUGUAAUUUUCCUUCAA
Messenger RNA from Dendrobium catenatum, 1231 nucleotides. Its product is annotated as peptidyl-prolyl cis-trans isomerase CYP21-1. Gene Ontology annotation, molecular function: peptidyl-prolyl cis-trans isomerase activity. Gene Ontology annotation, cellular component: intracellular membrane-bounded organelle. The record is from RefSeq and is a predicted model, not a curated record. Gene Ontology annotation, biological process: protein peptidyl-prolyl isomerization; protein folding. Bases 266 to 919 code for a protein of 217 amino acids. The transcript is spliced from 7 exons. NCBI's taxonomy places the organism in Eukaryota, Viridiplantae, Streptophyta, Magnoliopsida, Asparagales, Orchidaceae.